AGAGAAGCCCACAGCCAAGGGGCGACGUGAGAAAGCUGAGUAUGGCACAAAGUUCAGCGCAUUGUAGAUCCUACUGCACACAUUCAGGCUUUUGGUAAAUCUGUGGGGAAUACUCCACACCUUACACAGAGAAACUCGGUGCUGUCUUAAAAGAAGGGAUAUGUAGCCUAUGUGUAAGGAGUUUGAUGCAGACUGUCGGCAUCUGAAAGAAACGUUUGACCAUGAGCGACCACUGCUGCUGUGGCUUAGUAACAAAUGGGAUUCACAAAUCUGAGGAUCAUCCGAUAGUCAAUGAUAAAUGUUUGUCCCCAGGCCUGCGAUCUGUAUCUUCUUAUUGGUAACAGCGUUGUAUCCGCAAAGCUCUGACAGCAAAAGCAAGUGCAACAUUUCACAGAUCCUCAAAGAUUAUAAAGUGGUCAUCUUCCAGGACAUCAAGAGCCUGAAUCUCACAGGACUUGAAUAUUCAAACAAAAACAGGAAUCUGGGAAAAUCUUGCCAGUCUGAUAAGGAAUACAAGAUUCUGCAAUCAAUAUACAAAAUGACCCUUUUACUCAAGUGUCAGAAUAGCAAUAAAACGAAUGGCAUCAUAGAAGCUGUGCAUAAAACAACCAUGCAGAUUGAAUCUGCUAUCAACCAGCACUGCAAGAAAAUGAAGAAAAAGAGUCAACAGGAGGACUCCAGAUGUACACAGAAAAACUUGAAGAGUCAGAGUAGCAUAAGGAGAUUUAAGAAGGACUUGUCAAAAACCAUUGAGACUCUGGUGCUCUGUUGGGCAAAAUUAGACACUAUGCAUCCCCAGCACUAAUAAGAAGCGAGACCUGGGAUUGGACUUGGUAUAUCCGAGGCAGUGAGGUGUCAUCACUGGCCAGACCGAGUGAACAGCAGAAGGGGAGGUAUUAGAAACUGUGUACAAUAGCGUGUCUUUAUCUUUUUAUAAUCUGUGUUUGUAAUCUGUGCACAUGCUUGAUUUAGGCCUAUAAAAUGCAGACAUCCCAUGAUGAAUUUUCACUGCAAAAUUGCCAGUUGUUCUUCGUGCAUUUCCCUUGCUCAUUGUGUGCGUUUAUCAUGGUUAUCCACAGUUUAUAGCAAGUUUAACAGUGCGUAUCUGUGAUUUAGUAUGCUGUACUGUACUUUGCUAUGCUUACCUUCGAGAUGUCAAAAUCCUCUGCAGCUCUCUUCUUCCCUUACAGGUCAGGUUUGACUGCAUGUUGAGUAGUUCCUGACUGGGACAGUUAUCAUUCUUUAAAGGCGCCUGACAAAUGCUCAGUCAGACUGCACUUUUAAAUCUUUCCUAAUGGGCCUGAUAAGUAUUCCAAUAGAUCCCAAUAAAGCGGUCACUUAAUUCUUUAUGAGUACUGUGUCAUUUACUUGUCGAACCUGCCCUGGUCAAGAGAAGGGGGAAUGCUGUUUUUCUUAUACAUGAAGGCUUCAGCGAGCUGUAGGCUCCCUCGUUAUGUUUGUUCUUUGUUUGUUUUGUUUUUUAACUUUAUUUUUAGGAUAGGUCUUUUGAGAGUAGCUAUCUUGUUUUCCACAGUAUAUUAAUAAAAAAAAAAAAAAAAAAGCUUCCUGGGCUUUUUGACAGUUGCAGCGUUUUUAUCAAAGAAAACUGUUUCUUUUACACUACAUGUUGUGCUAUGCUGUUUUAAUCAGUGCUUGUAACACCUGCUUGUGCUAUUAGAAGUUAUCGUACAGUAAAUAAUUGUGACGGUGCGACCAUAUAAAACAUGAAUAAACAUUGCACCUUAGUGUGAGACUGACCCACCUAAUGAAGGGUAUUCUACUGGAAACUGUUUUAUACUUUUUUAACAUUGUUUUCUAUUAGUUUCAGUAUUCAGUGAGUCAGUGAUGUGGCAGUCUGGCACUAGGGUAUUUUUUUUUACCUAUACAGUGACAUGCCUCUUUCAUAUCUGACAACAAAAAACUGGCACACAGAUCUUGGUAAGAUGUGAGUUGUUUUUCAUUUUUAAAACAUUUUAUUUUGCUAAAUUUGUAAGAUUUUUCUUUUCAUUGGUGCUUUGUUGGAGUGCAAUAACAUGUUCUUCACCCCUCUGGACAUAGCCGGUUGAAUAACAUACAGUUUGUAAUAGCUUUCAGGGCUAAGCUAGCCUUCUGGUAUCUCUCCUGGGCUCUCGUGUGUUGCUUUAACUUGACCAUGGUCAUUUAUAUGCAACAUUGUACAAUAAUGAUCCCAAUGUAUUGUAUAUUUCACCUUGCCACUACAGUAAAUAAGCUAAUACAAUCUUAUCUUUGUGUCAUGGUUCUUUUUUAUACUGUUAUUAAUGAGUAAAAAUGUAUUAUUGUUAUUAUUAUUAUUAUUAUUAUUAUUAUUAUUAUUAUUAUUAUUAUUAUUAUUAUUAUUAUUAUUAUUUUGUAUAAAAUUAACUAAAUGUAUUCAAAUGCCUUGGGUAUGUACCUUGACACCAGAACACUGGUAUGUUAUGAUUAGUGUGAAAGUCCAUAAUUGGUUCAUUAUAAAAUUAUCCAAACCAAAAUUAGUUAAUAAUAAUAAUAAUAAACAAAAUAUAUUAGUUUAAUUCUACUAGCUGAUGCUUAGGGUUACCAGAUGUCCUGGGAAAACUGGGAUUGUGACAGUUUUCUGCCUUGAUUUUUUCUCCAAGUCAGAAACAGUACAAUUGUGUACAAAACUGUAGCAGUGUGCUCAGCAGAUUGAUAGCACAGUAAUGUAUUAUACAAAGAUAAUAUAAAGAAAAUGAUGGAUUACUUUUUUAAUAAUUCUGAUAAAUGGCUGGUUUCACAGACCCUGACUAGCACUAGUCUUGGACUACCCAAUGUUAAUUUAGGUAAGGUAAACCAAGAUUAGUGCUAAUCUGGGUCUGUGAAACUAGAGAUGUGUGUUUAAUAAUUGUGAUUAUGCUUAACUUGUUGGACCAUGGCUAUUUUUUUAAUAUGUUAUCUUGGAAGUGCAACCACCCACAUUUUAAGUCAGUCCCUGUAGUGAAAUGAGACUAUUAAUAAAAGGAACCUCUUUGUGGAGGCGGGACUAAAAUUGUAUUGAGGGGGUUAUGACCCGGAAUGUAAUAAUGAUCGCGACGGAAGUCAUGUGAUACA
Messenger RNA from Acipenser ruthenus (sterlet), 3069 nucleotides. RefSeq lists its product as uncharacterized. The coding region runs from base 299 to 805 and encodes 168 amino acids. The record is from RefSeq and is a predicted model, not a curated record. The transcript has 5 exons. NCBI's taxonomy places the organism in Eukaryota, Metazoa, Chordata, Actinopteri, Acipenseriformes, Acipenseridae.